AUGAGCAAAAGAAAUCAUGAAGAUCAUGAAAAGCACGGUUCCUCACGCAAACAUCGACGGGAUAGCCGCUCACGUUCACAUGAUAAAGACAAAGAACUGCGCAUUCAAAUGAAGCCUUUGAUGCUUUCUUCAGAUAAUGAAUUAACUCGACAAAAUGAGAUUAGCUACAUCGAAGGUUCAAGUUUCACACAGAAAAGUUUCUCGUCUUCGCGUAAACAAGACACACUACUGAAUCCGGAUUCACAUUCACGGUCGACAGGUGUCAAUUCAGGUCAAUACUCUUCAAUGAUUAUGGAAAGAGCACAUGAAGCGGCUAUAUUUGGUCAUUCUUCAGUUCCUUUACCUUCCAUUCUUGGUACAGAUCCAGCUGAAGGCAAAGAUAAACUAGUUUCUUCUGUGGAUACAGUGAAGCAACUACUUCAUCAUUCGCUGGAUAAAUCUGAUCCUUCCACAUGGGAUGCUUGGUUGGUGAAACUUGCUGAAUUUAAGGCACGUCGAGCAAAUAAGAUUUCAUCUACCAUAAACACAAAUCAGAAAAAGAGAAUUAACGGAAUCGGAUAA
Molecule: messenger RNA, 561 nt
Organism: Schistosoma margrebowiei
Lineage: Eukaryota; Metazoa; Platyhelminthes; Trematoda; Strigeidida; Schistosomatidae
Source: the annotation of a GenBank genome assembly